AUGGAGGCGUGGAGAGAACAUAAAGCGAGGAGCGCGAGGGAGACGAAGGAAUUCGAGGCGCUCGAGUCGCGGUUGUGGAGCGAGACGAAGGCAAAGGAAGAGGCCGAGAGGCGAUCGUUCGAUGACGUGAGAUCGGGUACGGUCGUUCGUGACUUUGUCUCUUCGUCGACUGCGGAGGAAGAGGAAGCGCGCGCUGCCUUUGAGCGCGCCAAGGCGAGUCUGGCGAGCGAAAGACAACGAUUCGCCGACGAACGGGCGGCGUGGGAAGCGAAAAGAGACGACGCCGAGGAAGCGUUCAAGGCUGAGUGUGAGGACGUGCGCAGACAGUUCAAGCGCGAAAAGGCGGCGUUGAUGCGCGAGGCGGAGGCACACUUAGCACUACCCACGAAACAGGAGCGCAAUGAAGCCAAGUUUCUUCGCGAACAGCUCGAGCGCAACGAGGCUGAAUUCAAAGCCGAGCAACAACGAGCCAAGCUCACGGUGGAUCGCCUGCGGCAACAAAUCGUCGAUCUGACGAACGAAAUUUCGGAACUUCGCAUGGAGAAAAGGUUGCUGGAAGAGAAGUGCGAGGUAUCGAAUCGUUUGCAAGCGAAGGCUUUGUCGACGACGCCGCCUCGUCGAGUCGAGCCGGUCGUCGAGAUCGCUUCGCCCGCGAGUUCGCGGCCUGGGAUGACGAUUUCGUCGGAACCGAGUCCAUCUAGGCGUGUAUAUGCGGAUGAUACGACGUACUUUGCACCUCGUGCGCUCAGUGUGCGCGAUCCGCUCCCGAGCGUGAGCGAUAAAGUUCGAUUACGAAGCACCGCGGGUCUCGAACGCGAGAUUCCGCACGAGGAUGGUCGGGUCGAGCGCGUCUUUGCUGACGGUCGUCGCGUCGUAUUUUUCGCAAACGGCACGAUUAAGGAAAUCGAUGGUCAUGAAACGACUAUUUUCUUCACCAACGGUGAUAUCAAACGCACUCACCAAAACGGUAUCAUCGAGUAUUACUACUUCGACGUCGAGACGUGGCACACCACGCACCCAACCGGCGUUGAGCUCUACCAUUUCGUUCAAACCAAUCAAGUCGAACUUCACGCCGCGGGCGACGAGCCCAAGGAUAAGGAAAUCUUAUUUCCAGACGGAACCCUUCGUCGCGUUUACUCGAACGGCUUCGAGGAAGACGUGGCCGGAUUGUAA
Molecule: messenger RNA, 1173 nt
Organism: Ostreococcus lucimarinus CCE9901
Lineage: Eukaryota; Viridiplantae; Chlorophyta; Mamiellophyceae; Mamiellales; Bathycoccaceae
Exons: 1
Coding region: 1-1173 (390 amino acids)
Biological process (GO): centriole elongation; cilium assembly
Cellular component (GO): nucleus; centrosome; centriole
Molecular function (GO): tubulin binding
Source: RefSeq, a predicted model, not a curated record